This is a messenger RNA of Limulus polyphemus (Atlantic horseshoe crab), 1077 nucleotides long. RefSeq names its product protein ZBED8-like. Bases 1 to 1077 code for a protein of 358 amino acids. The record is from RefSeq and is a predicted model, not a curated record. Lineage: Eukaryota; Metazoa; Arthropoda; Merostomata; Xiphosura; Limulidae. The transcript is spliced from 4 exons.
AUGUCCAAAAAACGUACAUACCUGGAUUCAUAUGUACAAUAUGGUUUUGACUUCAUUGUUGUGGAUGGUGUGGAGAAGCCUCAGUGUCUGCUGUGCUCAAAAGUUUUUGAAAAUGGGUCACUGAAACCUUCAAUAUUGAAACAGCAUCUGGAAGCUACACAUCCUGCCCAUGCAUCUUAUGACUGUGCUACAUUUGAGGCAAAUAGAGUUAGGUUUAGGUCUGCAGGAACACUGCCCAAACUUGGCUUCGUAUCUGAGAAGAAACCAAUGCUUGCAGCUUCCUAUCUUGUAGCAAUGCGAAUAGCAAAGGCAAAGAAACCUCAUGACAUAGCCAACAAGCUGAUUAAACCUUGUGCUUUAGACAUGGUUGAACAUGUACGUGGAAAUAAAGAAAAACAGAAGAUUCAAGCCAUUCCUCUUUCUAAUGACACAAUUCAUCAGCAUAUUAUAGAAAUGUCGCAAGAUAUUUGUCAACAAGUUGUUGAACAGAUCAAAUCUAGCCCAGCAAAAAUUUCUUUGCAACUUGAUGAAUCCUGUGAUAACGAUCUCACAUGGGACAUUGUUGGUUCAAUCUGUACUGAUGGAGCUCCAGCCAUGAUGGGAGUGAGAUCAAGCUUCACUGCACUUGUGAAGCAAAAGGCACCCCAUGUGAUAACAACACAUUAUGUUCUUCACAGACAUGUAUUAGCUGCAAGAACUCUUUCUGAAAAUCUGAAAAUUGUUUUGCAGAAAGAGAAAGCUGGACUUAUCUUUGCAAAUUUUCCAAACUUGGAUGAAGAAAGAUAUGGAGUGUUACCUGAGAUGAAUGAAGACAUCACAGAAAAUUUGAAAAUCUUGAAGAAUCACUUCAUUGGCUACUUUUCAAAAGACAUGAUUCUAACAGAGAGGUGGAUAAUAAGACCUUUUGCCAAUGAACUAUCAGAAAUGAAAGAUGAUGACCCAGCAAUACAGGAGCUGAUUGAUCUUCAAUCCUCAGCUACUCUUAGAGAAGAAUUUGAAAAGGCAGCAUUUCUUACUAACUAUGCUGCCGACCUUGGUCGCUGGUUUCCAGGCCCGCUUCACAAGCUUAUUUCGUAA